Molecule: messenger RNA, 2907 nt
Organism: Trichomonas vaginalis G3
Lineage: Eukaryota; Parabasalia; Trichomonadida; Trichomonadidae
Exons: 1
Coding region: 1-2907 (968 amino acids)
Source: RefSeq, a predicted model, not a curated record
AUGAGUCGAAAUAGUUUUCUUAUCUCCAUCACUGCAACACCAAAUGAUCAAAACUCAUUUUACAAUAAUUUGUUGAAGCAAGGAAUGUGUUAUAGUUCAGAAAAUAAUUUAGCUGAUGACACAAAUGUUUUCAAUUCUAAAAUUGGGUUAAAUUCUUUAUACAUUCUACCUGGUCAACAAGUAACAAUUGUUAGACCAUCAGCCCAAAAACUACUUUAUUUAUCAUUAAACAAGGAUGAUUUCUAUGAUGAAAAUGAUCAAAAAAUUGAUACUCAAAUCGAAAACUUAGAUCACGACAUUAUCAUUAAGGCUUCAGAUCACGUUAGAGUAUUUGAAUUUGUAAUGAUUGAUAUUACAGAAGAUGAACAAUAUAUAAUUAUCUAUAAUACAAUUGACAAAGAUAUAACCCUUGAUUAUAGGACAUUUAAUUACAGUGUGACAAAAUUUGCCAUUUACUAUAUAUAUGGUCCAGAUGAAACUUAUCAUAUAAAAUUAAGAUCAACAAAUAUAAGUCCCAAUUAUGAUAAUUUUAAAGUAUUCGGAUAUCGACUUAGAAAGUAUGUUAUUUGUCCAGCAUGCUUAUAUUUUAAGGAUUAUCUUAUUAUUUCUAGGUCAGUUGAUGGUGAAUUUGAUUUUGUUCAAAACAAAUUAAGGGCGAAUAACAUGAUUACAGAAAAAGUAAUUACUAAUGUCGAGAAAGAUUUUUACUUUAAUAUCAACAAGAUUCAUAUAUCUUCUGCCGAGGAUGGCGCUUUACAAUUAAAUAAUGAUUAUGAUACAGAUAUCCUUAUCUCUUCAGAUAGUGUAACUCCAUUACUCAUAUAUAAUCAUGAUAAAUUUAUUGAUGAGAAUGGAAAUAAAUUAUUAACUGCUUAUGCUGACAAGAAAGUCAUAACAAUAUCCAAGAAUUCUCCAAUCUUUCUGGAGGAGAGAGAAAAUUGGAAAAUGAAUCUGAAAUACUAUGAUGUAACAGGAAAAGUUGAUUAUGUUGACUUUCUUGACUUUUCAGGAGCAAAACUUUUUAGCUUAAAUAAGGAAUUAGAACCUGGCAAAAAAUAUUUAUUUGUUCCUGUCAUUCCACCAGAUCCAAAACCAGGCUUUUGCGUCUAUGGCUAUUAUAAUGGCUUUACUAGUGAUUUUACAGAAAAAAUUGACAAAACAUUCAUUUUGGAUUCAGAUGACAAAAUCUUUUUUUAUUCUUUCAUUGACCCCAAAAAAUCUGUAAUAGAUUUUGCUUAUGUAGAUACAUCGAAAUCUGGUAAUGUAAUGGAACGCAGUGAUUAUAAUAUUCAUGAUGAAUUUCUUGACGUUCCUACAAAUGGAUUAACAACAAUUACAUUCAAAUUUGGAUAUGUUGUUUUCACGAAUGCAGAAAACUUUGUAGAUGAAAACUAUAAUUCAAUUGAUUCCUAUUACCUCAUUUAUGAACCAGAAACAUUCAAAAUUCAAAGAAAUCCAAGAAGAAGAUAUGAUCACAGUCAAAUUCACUACUUAUUUGUGCCAUUUAUGGAAAAAGCGACGGCAAGUUUCGUUAUCAAUUUCUUGACAGAAAACGGCAAUGUUAUUUGUAAUACAAGAUAUGUGGAAUCAGAUAAUCUGAUUGUAAUCGUAAAUCCAUAUAAUUGUUCCAUUAGAUUUACUAAUUAUAGAAUGAGAAUAUUUGAAAAAGAUUACAUUCAUUACCAGGAUGUUAAAGAAAUCGAAAAUGUAAGAUAUGCAGUUGCAUUACCUUUAAGUACAUUAUACCCCUGGAAUUGGAAUUUGGAAGUUUAUCAAUAUUACAAAAAUCCAGUAUAUCAGGAAUAUAAAUUCCAAUUAAUUAAAGCUGAUAGUUUAUUUAAAACUAAUGGUGAAUCUCAUACGCCUAUGCAAUCUCAUGAUUUUGAUUAUCCUACAAUUGGUCAAUAUUUCAUUAGAUUAACAACAGAAAAUAGAACUUUUGAUGUUGAAGCAGGAACAUCAGUUUCAUUGUAUUGUGAUGAUUUCACAGGAGUUGUUGCAAUUUACAAGAAAGGAGAUUUUGAAAAGAAUUUACUGAAACAUGGAAUCAUGAAUAUUGAUUACACAGUAAAUGGUCAAUUGGUUCUAAGGUAUGAUGGUCUCUAUCUUUCCAAAUGCAUUUACGUGUAUUUCUUCAAAAAAGAAGCAAAUGGUUGCACUGAUGUAAUUGUUCAUGGCACUGCAAAUUGGGUAUUCAAAAAUUCUCAAAGAUAUACAGAGUAUAACGUUCAAGCUUUGAAUGGAAAAUGUCGAAAUGUUUAUGUUUUCUUCACUUACAAACACACUAGGAUUCAUGUUGCAAAUGAUGGAAGAAUCUUAUCCGAUUACAGGUAUUUAUUUGGGGAAAAAUCUCCAAGAUAUAUUAGAGAUGUUAAUGAUGUUUUUGAAGAUCCGGUGGUAAUUAAACUUGAUCCAGAAAACGCCAAUGAUGAAUCAACUUUCACAAUUAAUGUAGAUAAUCCGCAUAGUGUUGAAAAAUCAUAUAUCAUUUCAGAAAACAGCGCUUACAAGUCAGUUUCAUCUUCAGAAUUAAACAAAAAUGAAAAUACUCCUGAAAAACCUGUUGAUCCAGGCGAUGAUUCAGGUAAACCAAGCCAUGAAUCAGAUAAGCCAACACCUGAAAUUAAACCAAAUAAGCCAACACCUGAUAACAAACCAUAUGAAAAACCAGGUGAUAAGCCUUAUAAAACAAAAUCAGUAGCACCAAAUGAUGACAAACUAAAUAGCGGCAAAACAGAUAACAAGAAAACUGUAGGAAUAGUAGUUGGAGUACUUGCAGCAUUGAUUGCUAUUGUAGUUGCUUCUAUUAUUGGAUUUAUUAUGUAUAAAAGAAUGCAUAAUGAAAGAGUUAAAAGUUGUGAAGUCCAACCCGAAGAAGCAAAACCUGAAUAUGAAUAUGAUCUAUAA